GAAGAAGAAAAUCUAAAAGAUAUUUCAUUCUUUCUUUCAUUUUACCUCUGCGUCUCUCGACUUUGGCGAGCGCGAGAGCGAGAGAGAGAGAGAGAGAGAAGACCUUUUCCGAAGGGUUUUUCUCUUUUUCCUCUUGUGUUUCAUGCGCAGAGGAACACAAUUCUCUUCUUCUUGAUUUUUCUUUCUCUUCAAUCUCUGAGAGAGAGAGAGAGAGAACAAGAAGAAGAAGAGAAGGUUCCUUGAUAACUGAGGGAGACGGAAAGAGAAUAGAAAUUUAUAGAAAACAGACAGACCUCCAUGGACUCAACGACAACAGCUGCCACGCUUAUGCAGGAGAAGGAGUCAAUGGUGGAUAGCUUCUUGGUCGAGGCUCUUCAGAAUCCUCGUCAUCGUCUCACCAUUCUUCGGAUGGAACUUGAUAUCCAGAGGUUUUUGCAAAGUCAUGAUCAGCAGCAGUUUGAGUUCCAACAUUUUCCCACUUCUUAUCUUCGACUUGCUGCACAUCGUGUUGCUCAACAUUAUGGGCUGAUAACUAUGGUUCAGGACAGUGGCUUAGACGGCCUCGGUAACAAAAUUCUGGUAAGAAAAACAGCUGAAAGCAGAUACCCAGCUGUCCGUUUAUCUGAAAUCUCUGCAAAGCAAUCAGAAAAUGAUAAACCAGAAAAUAUUAAAAUUGUGAUUAGGCCGAGGCCUAAUAAGGGAUAUUUGAGUGAAGGUAAUGACAUGGAGAUAAAACAAAGUCCUAUGAGAAGUGUUGAAGAGAGAAAGGAGGAGUAUGACAAGGCACGAGCUCGCAUCUUUAGUAGCCCUGGUAGUUCUGAGUAUGAUGACCUGUCAUCUAAUGCCCCUGUGAAGGAAGAUACAUGCCCUAGCAGAGAUGAGAAUGAAGAUGCAAAACUCGCUGACUGAUACAGACAGAGUGCGAGUGUCAGGAU
Molecule: messenger RNA, 935 nt
Organism: Carica papaya (papaya)
Lineage: Eukaryota; Viridiplantae; Streptophyta; Magnoliopsida; Brassicales; Caricaceae
Source: RefSeq, a predicted model, not a curated record